CGAACAGAAGCACAGAGUGCAAAUGGUAUUUGGAUUGAAAGUUUCUAUAGCUGCAGCUGAUUAAAUAACUUAACUAAUAAUGCGGACACAUCUGCUUUCGUUUUGGCUGUCUGUGGCUACAAUAUCAUUAGGUAAAGGUAUACACAAAGCAAAUGCAGUCAGGGUCGAUUACGAUGCUGAGAUGAGAGAGUUCAUGAACGCUCUACCGAACCUCGAUGAUACUCCCUAUGGCUUAGGACAGCGAUCGGAUAUCUCUACGGAACCGGAGGAGGAUGAUAUUUUGGCAAGCCUGGAUGAUGAGUAUGAGGAGGCUAAGCAUUACGCCUGGAACACUUGUGACAAGGAUCUCAGCGAAUCGCGGGGAAUCGGGAAGUUUCUGGACCUACCAUUUAUAAAAAAGAUAGCGAGUAACCUGAAUCCAUUUGGCAGCAAGAAUCUUCGCAUGCACUUCUACCUCUUUAAGAGGGAGUUCCCAGAGUGUGGCAGGGAGGUGAAUUUCUCAAUCGAGCGGAAGUGGAAGCACUGUGGCUUUAAUGCUUCUCUGCCCACAAGGUUGAUGAUACAUGGUUGGAUGAGCCAGUCGCGUGGCUCUUUCAAUCGGGAUGUGAAAAAUGCAUACCUGAAAAAAGGGGAGUACAAUGUGAUCGUUGCCGAUUGGAGUUCAAGUUCAGCUAAUAUAAACUACUUUUCGGUGGUAAAGCUUAUAGAGACCCUUGGAGCUCAGUUGGCCCAAUUUAUAAGGGACCUUAAUCGUCAGUUUGGAGGUGACUUUGACAACAUGUAUCUUAUUGGUCAUUCCUUGGGAGCACAGAUCGCUGGUUCUGCCGGGAAACGUUUGAAACCGAAUCAGGUAAAUACCAUAUUUGCUUUGGAUCCCGCAGGUCCAAAGUUUCGUCAUCGCGGAACCGAAUUUCGGAUAGAUCCCAGCGAUGCAAUGUUUGUGGAGUCUAUGCAUACGAGUGCUAACUUUGGAUUUCGUCGGCCUACAGGCAAUGCGACCUUUUAUCCAAACUAUGGAGCCUUUCAGCUUAGUUGCUACUACCUAGGCUGCUCCCAUAUUCGAUCAUAUCAGAUGUUCGCCGAGUCCAUUAAUUCGGCUUUGGGAUUCUGGGGGACGCCUUGCACCCGAGAUAAUAGUAGGUGGCAGUGCGACCAGAGCCAGCGACAAUCCAUCCAGAUGGGAGGUGAGCCUUCGAUUCAUAAAGAAGGAAUCUUCUACGUGAAGACCUCCGCCAGUGAUCCAUUCGCCCUUGGAAAGCAAUAAGUCGCAUAUUUAAAUCAAAUAAUUAAAUCAAACUUUGAUUACAAUUAUUUCAAAAGAAGAGAGAACGCUAUAGUCGACUGUCCCGACUAUCUGAUACCCGUUACUCAGCUAUUAGAAGUGCGAAGGAGAGUCUUCAACACUGAAAGUUUUUGGUGGUUUGUGGGCGUAAAAGUAGG
Molecule: messenger RNA, 1440 nt
Organism: Drosophila santomea
Lineage: Eukaryota; Metazoa; Arthropoda; Insecta; Diptera; Drosophilidae
Product: phospholipase A1
Exons: 2
Coding region: 80-1264 (394 amino acids)
Biological process (GO): lipid metabolic process
Molecular function (GO): lipase activity
Source: RefSeq, a predicted model, not a curated record